CAUCAUUCAUGACCUUAAACGCCACACGCCAGUGAGUACGCGAACCAAGCGCGCAUAUUUUUAUAAAUAAUCGUUUUUUAAACUGUUUUCUUCAUCGAAAACUUGUGUUAUAAACAGCAAAAAAUGUCUAGUAAUACGGAAACAUUGAAAUCCGGAUGGGGAAUUCAAGUGGUGGUUCCAGGUCCAGAGCACACUUUUACCCUGGAUGAGGAGGCUCUCACUGCACUCCUGCUCCGCGAGGAUAUAAAGGACCGAGCUGUGGUUAUCAUAUCGGUUGCUGGAGCCUUUCGGAAAGGAAAGUCCUUUUUGUUGGACUUCUUUCUUAGAUAUUUACAGCACAAGUACGUCCUUGGUGAAAGCGGUGGAGAAUGGAUUGGUGUUGAAGAUGAACCUUUAGAAGGUUUCAAAUGGCGAGGAGGAUCUGAGAGAGAAACCACAGGCUUGCUGCUAUGGUCGCAGCCUUUUAAAGCAACUUUAGCGAAUGGCGAAAAGGUUGUGAUAUUUCUGAUGGAUACGCAAGGAACGUUCGACAGUCAAUCCACUGUGCGAGACAACGCCACAGUGUUCGCUCUCUCCACGCUGAUAUCCUCCGUUCAAAUUUACAACUUGUCGCAGAACAUUGAAGAAGACGACUUACAGCAUUUGCAGUUAUUCACGGACUACGGCCAGCUAGCACAAGAGAGCAGUUCCGGAAGGCCCUUCCAGAGACUGCAGUUUCUGGUUCGAGACUGGAGCUUCCCGUAUGACCAUCCGUAUGGUGCUCUGGGCGGUCAACAGCUUCUGAAGAAACGACUCCAAAUUCACGAAGGACAGCAUCCAGAGCUUCAGAACCUCAGAGAGUACGUAACAAGGAUAUUUGAUGAGAUCGCUUGCUUCCUGAUGCCUCACCCUGGCCUCAAGGUCGCUACGAACCCUGACUUCAACGGGAAACUAGCCGAUAUCAGUCCAGAAUUCAAAGAUAGUUUGAAGCAGUUGUUACCGAUGCUGCUCGCUCCUGAGAAUCUAGUCCCGAAGCUGAUCGAAGGCCAGAAGGUCAAAGCUAAGGAUCUGCUGCUCUAUUUCAAGACCUACAUGAAGGUGUUCAAUGGAACGGAGCUGCCGGAGCCACGGACCAUUCUAGCGGCGACGUCAGAAGCCAACAAUCUCUCAGCAGUGGCCGAAGCGCGCGAGGUGUACGAAACUCUGAUGGAAGAGAUCUGCGGAGGCACGAGACCUUAUGUGCAGCCCAGACAAUUAGAGGAAGAACAUCACAGGGUCAUGAACAAGGCGAUACACGCGUUUGACAGCAAAAAGAAGAUGGGCGGUAAGGAGCUGGCUGACGGAUACAAGGCUGAGCUGGAGAAGGAGUUAGAAGAGUUGUUCGAUCAGCUGAGAUCGCACAACGAAGCGAAGAACAUUUACCGCAUGAUCGGGACGCCUGUCGUGUUCGCGACGGUGGCCGUGCUCGCGUACAUGCUGGUCGUGCUCGGCAACAUGCUGGGUGUGCAGACGGUGGUGGCGGCGGGGCAGGCCGCCGUGGCAGGGGCACUCGUCAUGAUCGCCGUGUGGAUCUAUUCAAGAACUACCGGACAAAUGAGGGACGUAGGAGCGCAAUUAGACGAGAUAGCCGAUUCAAUUCGUAGUUACAUUCUCAACCAAGCGUUCGACUCGAUGCGAAGUCGCGCGACCGCCGCGGCUGUCGGCUACGGCGCGGACAAGAAGCGCACUUAGUGUCAACUGGAA
Molecule: messenger RNA, 1722 nt
Organism: Bombyx mandarina (wild silkworm)
Lineage: Eukaryota; Metazoa; Arthropoda; Insecta; Lepidoptera; Bombycidae
Product: atlastin
Molecular function (GO): GTP binding; GTPase activity
Source: RefSeq, a predicted model, not a curated record